UCGCCCUUUGACUUCCGACUUUAAUACCUUGCCUGUGUUGUACAUGCUUGAGCUUUGGACAUCAUACGCGAUUGCACUAAUCCCACAACCUGAGCGAAUUAAAGCACAAUGGCCGACUACAACAAACAGACGGUCGCGCAGCUACGACAGCUGCUGAAGGAUCGAGGUAUACCGAGUACUGGUCUCACGAGGAAAGCGCAGAUUGUCGAGAAGCUCGAGGAAGUAGACAAUGCUGGCACUGGAGCUCCCGAAGCAAGCAAUGCGACCGAGGAUGCUGCACCGAAUGAGCAGGAGCCUGAGCAGGCUGAGGACCAAAGCGCGCAGGAAGAGUCGGUACCCGGUCCUCCACUUGAGGAAGCUGGAGAGCCUGAGCAAACUGCAGCCAAAAUACAGGCCGAAGCUGCGCCAACACCAGUACCUGCGCCGACAGCAGAUCGCUCACCAGAAACGAUCUCUCAUAUCGAAAGCGACAUGCCUCCGCCCAACGACACGAAAGCAAUCGAACAACCGGCUGAGGAUACGACAGCGGAGGAGGAGGUAGGAGACCCACAACCCACACAAGUCUUCAGAGCUGCGCCUGCCGCCCCUGAGGACGAUCAGGUCGAACCGCACAUUACUGAGCCUACAGACGAGGAAGCUGAGGUGGAGACGAAGGACGAGAAAGCAGAUGUGGCACAAGACGCGCUUCCAGAAGCUCCAGGGCCGGCUGCUGAAGCCUUGAGGCUUGCGCGACCACAAUCAGGGCAGCCAAAAGUACAGGACACAGCUAUGGAGGGCGGGACACCCUCGCCUGUGCGAAACGAGCGCAAGACCGUGGAGAAGCCAGAGCUGUUGCCAAUACCAGAAAGAUCAACAGCAGAGACGUCGAGACUUAACACCGAAGAGCUGGAGGCAGACACAAGGAAGAGGAAAAGAAGGAGCAAUUCGCCAGACCUCACAACCAAAGAACUUCUGGCAAAGAAGCCAAGACCAAGUCAGGAUCCAGCUCCAGAAGUACAUCUGAAGGAAGAUGACGACGUCGUGAUGGAGCAGCGAAGACCAGACGAUUCACCCCCAUCACCCAAGCGGGAGAAAAAGGAGAACGUAAGCCGCUAUAAAGACCUUGUGCAACCCAGCUCCAACCAGCCCGCAGAUGCUCUGAACGACGACUGGCCCACCAUCCCAGCGAUCCAUCCCGUAACAUCCGCGCUCUACAUCCGCAACUUCAUGCGUCCGCUGCGCCCCGAGCCGCUCCGCGCACACCUCACAUCUCUCGCCUCACCGCCAUCAUCUUCGCCAGAUUCAUCGAUCAUCACAGCGCUGUUUUUGGACAACAUGAAGACGCACGCGCUCGCUCUUUUCACAUCCACCACUGCCGCAAGCCGUGUGCGCGCCAGCCUACACGGAUCAAUCUGGCCACCUGAAGGCAACAGAAAGGAGCUUUGGGUAGACUUCGUCCCGGGCGACCGAGUAGAAGAGUGGAUAAGGAUCGAAGAAAACGCUUUGGCAUCAGAGAAAGACGCGCGUGCUUCCGGUCGCCCCAUCGCUGGGAAACGCUUUGAAGUUGUCUAUCAGGAAGGGGAAAAUGGUAUCACGGCGGUACAUCAGGAAGUCGGUUCCAGCGCACCUGUCAACGCACCACGCGGCCCACAAGGAAGUAUCGACGACCGUUCCCCAUCUCACCCCGCACCACUCCCCACAGCGCCAACUGAGGAACUCAAGAAAGACACCUCUGCAUCCUUCAAAACCCUGCACGACCUCUUCGACUCUACGACCGCAAAACCACAGCUCUUCUACCUUCCCGUUAGCGAUGCAAUAUCAGAAACUAGACUAAAGGAAUUGGAUACGGAGACAAGUCGAGACUGGGAUCCCGAGGCGGUCAGGAAGGGGAGAGGCAUCCAGAAGGAAGCGAAGUAUAGGUAUACGUUUGAUGAGGAUGAUAGGAUUGUGGAGGCGGGUGAGGAUAGGGGGCCGUGGGCGGAGGAUUUGAGAGGGGGGAGAGGGGGAUUCAGAGGUGGGAGAGGAGGGUGGAGGGGCAGGGGCGGUAGGGGACGGAGAGGUUGA
Macroventuria anomochaeta is the source of this 2043-nucleotide messenger RNA. RefSeq lists its product as uncharacterized. NCBI's taxonomy places the organism in Eukaryota, Fungi, Ascomycota, Dothideomycetes, Pleosporales, Didymellaceae. The record is from RefSeq and is a predicted model, not a curated record. The transcript has 2 exons. Bases 109 to 2043 code for a protein of 644 amino acids.